This is a messenger RNA of Racocetra persica, 186 nucleotides long. The record is from the annotation of a GenBank genome assembly. Lineage: Eukaryota; Fungi; Glomeromycota; Glomeromycetes; Diversisporales; Gigasporaceae.
CAUUUAAAUGAACUCAAUGGAUACACCUGGUCUGUGGUCAAAGAACUCAAUUUUGCUAACGAAUUUAUUAAGUAUUUACUUAAAAAGUUAAUCGGAAAAGAUCUAACAAAUCUUAUCAAUGGUAUAUAUUUAAUUCCAUUUGACUCGGACAAAUUAAAACGCUGUUCUAUUGAUCUUUUAACAUAA